UUCUGUUAUCUAAGCAUGGCCUCCUCUCCCAAGUUUAAAAUAUGCACUUCAAUUCUUUCGUUCAGGAACGACACCGUUUGUUUAUGACGCAGUGAAGAACCCUAACCCUAACCCUAACCCUAACCCUAAGUAGUGUUCGCAUUCAUUGUAACGAUGGAAAACAUAUGCGUUUUGUUGACCUAUCCAGUUCCAGAAUACCUUGUACAAAGACUCGAAAAACGAUUUACAGUCUUCAAGUUCCGUGAGGUUGCUUCGAACCCUCAGUUCCUAAGAGAAAUCUCAAAUUCAAUUAGAGCAAUCGUCGGCACCGCCGUAUGCGGCGCCGACGCAGGACUCAUUGAUGCAUUGCCGAAGUUGGAGAUUGUGGCGAGUUACAGUGUAGGUUUCGAUAAGAUCGAUUUGGUGAAGUGCAAGGAGAGAGGCAUUACCGUUACAAACACGCCCGAUGUGCUUACGGACGAUGUGGCGGACUCGGCGAUCGGGUUGGCUUUGGCAACGUUAAGGCGAAUAUGCGUCUGUGAUCGGUUUGUGAGAAGCGGGAAAUGGAAGAAAGGCGAUUUUGAAUUGACCACAAAGUUCAGUGGUAAAUCCAUUGGAAUUGUUGGGUUGGGCAGGAUAGGUUCAGCAAUUGCAAAGAGAGCUGAAGCUUUUGGCAGCUCAAUUAGUUACCACUCCAGAUCAGAGAAACCAGAAUCGAAUUACAAAUAUUAUUCUAACAUAAUCGACUUGGCCACCAACUGUCAAAUCCUCUUUGUGGCAUGUGCUCUGACCAAAGAAACGCACCAUAUUGUUGACCGCAAAGUCAUUGAUGCACUGGGUCCAAAAGGCAUUAUCAUCAACAUUGGACGGGGUGCACAUAUUGACGAACCUGAGCUUGUGUCUGCACUGCUUGAAGACCGGUUGGCUGGUGCAGGGCUGGACGUGUUUGAACAUGAGCCAGAGGUACCUGAAGAACUGUUGGGGCUUGAAAAUGUAGUCCUCCAACCUCAUGCGGGAAGCGAUACCGUGGAAACGAGUGUGGCAAUGUCAGACCUUGUAAUCGAUAACCUACAGGCAUGCUUCCAAAACAAACCUGUCUUAACUCCAGUCAUUUGAUUUGUCGUAAGGUAUGUGGACAUGAUCACUUAAAGUCAUUCAGAUGGGAUUUGAAUCAUUUGAUUUACCGUCUGAAUUUGAUUAAAAUGUUAAUAAAAAUUGAUGUAAAAUUGUCAUUAAGACUUCUAUUCAGACAAUAUAUAUGAAAGUGUUUGGGAUCAAAA
Messenger RNA from Vitis riparia (riverbank grape), 1259 nucleotides. RefSeq names its product hydroxyphenylpyruvate reductase-like. The record is from RefSeq and is a predicted model, not a curated record. NCBI's taxonomy places the organism in Eukaryota, Viridiplantae, Streptophyta, Magnoliopsida, Vitales, Vitaceae. Bases 154 to 1095 code for a protein of 313 amino acids. The transcript is spliced from 2 exons. Gene Ontology annotation, molecular function: hydroxypyruvate reductase [NAD(P)H] activity; glyoxylate reductase (NADPH) activity; NAD binding. Gene Ontology annotation, cellular component: cytosol.